AUGUUGACAGCGAUAAUUGAGGUAAAUUUACUAUUAUCUGAUAAACUACUUGGAAUGACUUUCGCUAUUGGCUUGCAAGUGGAUGCAACCUCAUUGACUUUAAAAGCUUUGGAGAGGCUCAAGGACCUUUACUGUAACAUUGCGCAAGUACCUUUGCCACAGAAUGCCCGCUUACGGCGUCACGGGAAAUAUUUUGAAAUUUCUUCGGUUUGGACGAGUCGUGCAGUAGAGUUAAAGAAAACGGUAAAAAUACAGCGUUCAAGUUUGAUCGUACCAAAAACUGAUGAACCGAACAUAUACGAGCUCAUUUCGACAACAUCGUUACCACUCACUGGCAUAGAGGAAGAAGUAAUAGCUUUUUCCCAGAGCGAUUUAAGAUGCGCCACGCUUAUCACUUUACCUAAUGGCAAGGAAAAAAAACAAUAUAUUAAGGUAUUCGACCAGAAGGAGCAUAUUGAAAUUUGCUUCGCUAAUGUAACAUCACCGAAAAAGCAUGGUCUGAUUUAUAGUGAUGAAGAAUUUGGCGGCUUGAAAUGGUCUAAUGGCGAGGGUCAUUUAUUAUAUGCAGCUGAAAAGUUUUUAAAAAAAAACGAAUACUACGAUGCAGAAUUGGAUUGGACUAACGAAGAAAAGUUUCUCGAAUCUAAUGUUGGCGAUAAGUAUGAACUUAUUGAAAGCUGGGGUGAACAGCGAUAUAAAAUUCGGCAACCAGUGUUAUCUGUAUUUGAUGUUAUGAGUGGCAAUAUUACUUUACUGGAUCAAAUACCUGAUAGUAUCACUCCUGCUUUUUAUAUUUGGAGUCCGAAUGAUGAAGGAAUUGUGUUUUUUGGAAUUCAGAAUGCUCCUGUCAAAUUGGGAAAAAUAUAUUGCAAUAACAGAGAAGGAACAUUGUUCUAUUACCAGUUGAAUUCAGCAAAAUUAAUUCCAUUGAGUGAUAAAAAUGUUUCAAUCGAAGGACUAUCAUUUUCUCCAGAUAAAUCUAAAUUGAUUUAUUUUCAACGCCAACCUGGUGGACCUCAUUGUGCAUCAGUUUCUUGUCAGUUGAUCGACUGGAAUAGAACCGAACAACAACUACUAGUCCCAAUCAUCAUUACAGUCAGUGGUAUUGUUCUUAAUCGUGAACAAUUCCCUGGACUGUAUGCCGUGCAGUUAGUCGAUAGAUCGUGGUCCAGUGACAAUAAACGAGUAUUUGUUUCAACUGUGUGGGGUUCUAAAAGAGAAAUUAUAACUAUCAACACGGAAACAGGAAAGUUAGACAAAGUCACGAAUAAUGGUGCCUUUCAUGGAAGUUGGACGGUGCUUGAUGUAAAUGAAGAUUGUUUGGUAGCGGCUUGUAGCGCGCCAAAUCGUCCUCCAACUAUCCUUGUUGGUCAUAUUCCAGAAGCCGAUUCGAAACAAAUGAUUAUAUGGACCAGGCUUGAUAAUAGCUCAGCUGUUGAAGUUCGCUUGAAAUUGCUCGGUUUUUCAUGGAAGUUGAUAGAUUUCGAUAGAGGAGUUCGAGGUUCAUAUGAAGGUCUACUCUAUAUUCCAAAUGAAACCGAUAUUGUUCCACUAGUUGUAAUACCUCAUGGUGGACCACAUAGUGUCACAAUUGCUAGUUGGCCAAGGCGUGAGAUUCUGUUGUUGUUGAACUCCGGUUAUGCAUUGCUUUUCGUAAAUUAUCAUGGAUCACUUGGAUUUGGUAACGAUUUCGUAAAUUCAUUGCCUGGUAACUGUGGUGAUUUGGACGUUAAAGAUGUUCAUUUUGCUGUUCAAACAGUGUUAAACAUGGAAUCAAGGUUAGAUCGUUCGCGAAUUGCAGUAUAUGGUGGUUCACACGGUGGUUUUAUUGUCAGUCAUCUGAUUGGACAAUUUCCUGACUUCUACAAAGUGUGCAUUGCUCUAAAUCCUGUUUUAAAUAUUGCAGGUAUCAGUUUAUCUCUUUUACAUCACGCAAUGUAUGAUUUAUCAGACAUCCCGGAUUGGUCAGUCGUGGAGGGUCUCGGGCGAAGUGUAAAUGGUUGGCAGAAAAUGUUGACCGCGGAAGACCGUGAGAAAAUGUACCAGAGUUCGCCGAUUGCUCAUGUUGAAAAGGUUGUUACACCAUACUUACUUUUGAUCGGUGAAAAAGAUUUACGUGUUGUAAAUCAUUAUCGAGCUUUCAUUCGUAAUCUAAAUGCACGCGAAAUUCCUAAUAAAAUUCUGUCGUAUCCAGAAGCGUGUCAUUCUCUGGAAGAAGUUGAUGUGGAGGCAGAUUGCGCAAUCAACAUCGUUCGUUGGCUUGAUAAGUAUCUCCAUCAAUGA
Acanthocheilonema viteae is the source of this 2283-nucleotide messenger RNA. NCBI's taxonomy places the organism in Eukaryota, Metazoa, Nematoda, Chromadorea, Rhabditida, Onchocercidae. The record is from the annotation of a GenBank genome assembly.